AUGAAUGAAAACAACAUUGGGCUUUGGGCUUUUCAGUCUUUCAUUUCGCCUUGCAAAACUUUAAAGAAUGAGGAGCAAGAUGAGUCAAAGGAAGCAGAAUGCAUUGAUAAGACCGCGGUGGUGGGACCACCGACACCGUUGCCUGCUAUUAGAAAACGUGCUUCAAAAGGAGGAAGCUCCCUGACCAACAAAAUAAGCCACUCAAAUACAAAAGCUGUGAUCAGAGUUGUGAAAGAUAAAUUGCAACAAGUUUCAGAAUUAGCUGAGAAAUCACUGUAUUUCACCCGCUCAAUUUCUCAUCAAGUGUCAAAUGCUUUUGAAUUGGUUCAAGGUCAGGGAGCGAGUAGUACAAGUGCUCAGCUGAAAGGUCGUGGCAAAAGGGUCUCUCAAGAGGGUAAUAAAAAGCUGUAUCCGAAGACAACUAAGGAGACAACCAGAGCCUGGAGAAAGUUACUGAAGAAAGCUAUUGAUGAAAGUUGUGGCUCAGUGGAAGAUGAAAUAUUACAAGUUUUCCACGAGAAGGUUCAAUCGUUUGUAAGUAAAGUGGGCACCGUUCAGGGUGAAAGAGUAUACUUCCCAUGGAAAGGAUCAGUUUUGGACUCAGUUAUUGGUGCAUUUUUGACUCAGAGGGUCGGUGACAACUUCUCGAGCUCUGCUUUCAUGUCACUUGGUGUGAGCUUUCCCCAGUCUCUUGAUUGUAGUACUUACAGCCGGCACCAUAGAAUUCUAAGAGAGAGAAGAUCAAUAGGUGACCAUUCUUGCCAAAAGCAGGAUACAAAGGGGAAUAAAUUGGUGUUGGGAGCUGAAAAAAGGAAAUCUUCUGUUGUGAAGAAAAAGGAAACCUCAAGGAAAUCUUCUGUUCCUAGGAAGGUAAAUAUUAAGCCUGACUGGAACACCUUGAGGACACUAUAUUCUGGCAACACACAAGGAGAAAGAAGCACUGAUGGAAUAGAUUAUGUAGACUGGCACGCUGUUAGGCGAGCAGAUGUUGAGGAUAUUUCCAAUGCCAUCAAACUAAGGGGCAUGAACAACAAGCUAGCUAAGCGUAUCAAAGAGUUUCUGGACCGACUUAUGAUGGAUCAUGGAAAUUUGGACCUAGAAUGGAUGAGAAAUGUCCCCCCUCCUCGAGCGAGGGAAUUUCUUCUUAGCAUAUUUGGACUAGGGAUGAAGAGUGCACAAUGUGUCCAACUUUUAACACUUAAGCAACCUGCAUUUCCUGUUGAUGUAAAUGUUGCUCGUGUGACUGCACGUCUCGGGUGGGUUCCGGCCCCACCGGAUACCAGUGAUGAGCUUCAAAUGACUGUUUUGGAAGAGAGUUCUAUGCUUCACAAUUUGAUAAAUCAAUACCUUUUGCCACGGUUGUGCAAACUUGACCACAAGACCUUGUAUGAAUUGCAUUAUCACAUGAUUACCUUUGGGAAGGUCUUUUGUACAAAGCAGAAACCUAGCUGUGCUGAAUGUCCCUUGAGAAAAGACUGCAAAUAUUAUGCUGAUAUCGACAUAGAAAACUUUGGUGGCGUCGAUGGGGCUAAGACUCAAAAGAAGUCGACGAAAGCUAAGCUGGAACUGUUCAAAUCAAGAAAUGAAAAACAGAAAGGUGUGGAAAACGAUCAUGACUACUCCCACAAAGGCGAUGUUGAAGCUCCAAAAACUCCACUGAAAAAUCAAUCACUCCUGAAAAUGAGACGACAAGGACAAAAGCACACAAAAAUUUCUUCUUCAACAGGAAGACAACCCAAAAAAAGUCGAACAAGGACACAACACUACGUCUAUGAACUUCAUGAUUGCCAUCCAAUUCUAGAAAAGUUUGAUGAUCGUGAUUCCGAUGAUUUAUCUCCAUAUCUUCUUAUUACAUGGGAAUCAAGGGAUCCAUUGGGAAAUAGCACUCCGUCUUCAAGUCUUAGUCAUGUAACCCGGUCUCAGACAGUGCCAGGAACAGUUUUGAUCCCAUACAGAACAGCAUUGAGAGGGAGCUUUCCACUAAAUGCAACUUAUUUUCAGAUAAACGAGGUUUUCGCUGAUCAAGAGACCAGCCGAAUGCCAAUAGAUGUUCGCUGUAAAACAUUGGAGCAACUUCCGAGGAAAACUUUGUACUGUGGGAGUGAUUUAUUCAAUAUUGUUAAAGGUUUAACAGCGGAUGAGGUCAAAAGCCUUUUCACUGGAGGUUAUAUAUGUACAAGGGGUUUUGACCGGGAAACAUUAGCUCCUGUUACUUUAGAAAGGCGAUUGCAUAUGUCGUCCCAGAGUAAAAAGAAAAAAAGGAAUCAAUAGUGGAUUGCAUCGCUCAUCGCUGCAUUACCCUGGUUAUAAUGUUAUAUAUGUACAAAGGGUUUUGACAGGGAAACAUUAGCUCCUGUUACAUUAGAAAGGCGAUGGCAUGUGUCGUCCCAGAGUAAAAAGCAAAAGAAGAAGCAAUUGUGGAUUGCAUAGCUCAUCCCUACAAACUUAUGCACUUACAGUUUAGAAGAUUCAUUGGGUCAUUGUUCAAUGCAUCUAAAAGGACUCAUACUUUUGCAAAUGCGUAGAAUCCAUUAUACAAGUUUCAUAGUAUGAGUGCUAAAUAUUACUAGUCUUUGUGGAAAGUAUUUAGAUAAGAACGAAGGAUUAAAUGAAGCUAUGCAAGCAUUGAAAGAAUAUAGGAGACGGAAAUGAAGUCUUGAAUCUUGAAGAGGUGUGGUUUAAUAUGGCUCGACGGAGGCUAACACUUGAAUCCAGUAUGCCUUUCAUGUUUCCAUCACAGAGAAAUAUGGUGAGGUUGAUUGAAGGGUAUUCCUAUACUCUGUAUGUUUAUUAUUUAUACUAAAACACAUCCUAGGAAUGACCAAAAACAUUUUUCAAAACAAAAAAAAUCUGUACUUUAUUUAUUUUUUCCUUUUAUAUAAAUUUUUUAUGUGUCUAUAUUAUUAAAGCAGAGUGAUUAUAAAUGAGAG
Spinacia oleracea (spinach) is the source of this 2930-nucleotide messenger RNA. RefSeq names its product DEMETER-like protein 2. The transcript has 18 exons. The record is from RefSeq and is a predicted model, not a curated record. NCBI's taxonomy places the organism in Eukaryota, Viridiplantae, Streptophyta, Magnoliopsida, Caryophyllales, Amaranthaceae. Gene Ontology annotation, molecular function: DNA N-glycosylase activity; 4 iron, 4 sulfur cluster binding; DNA demethylase activity. Bases 1 to 2271 code for a protein of 756 amino acids. Gene Ontology annotation, biological process: base-excision repair; chromosomal 5-methylcytosine DNA demethylation pathway.